AUGAUAGUCGGCUCGCAGCACUUUGUGACAUUCGACCAGAGACAUUACGACUUUAAGGGCCAAUGUUCGUAUCUGCUGGCCAAUGAUUUUGUCGGUAAUGAGUUUUCCCUGGUGCUCAACUACGAAUCUGAAAUCAAAGGCCACUACACGUUGUUGCUGAUACUUGGGUCCGAGACGAUUUCGAUAGAUCUCCUUCGCAAGGACGUGAGAGUUUUUCCUGACAGUAUUAAACAAAUGCCGUUGCAACUGAACGAUACGGUUAUCUACUACGAAAACGAAUUGCUCAUUGUAGAGAGCGAGAGGGGCUUAUCUCUAAUAUGCAACAUGAAUUUCCAAUAUUGCACGUUCCAUGUAUCAGGUUGGUAUUUCGGGAAGACUGCGGGAUUGCUUGGAACACUGGACAACGAGCCCAUCAAUGACAUGCUGUCGUCCAAUGGCUACUUGGAACCGGACUUGUACAAGUUCACAGAGAGCUGGUCGCUGAACGAGAACAGUUGCAGCGCAUACCCGUCCUACCAGAGGAAAUCGUCGCCCAGCGCUCAAAUCGUAGAGAUCUGCGACAGUUAUUUCAAACACAAGACCUCGUCACUAUUCACCUGCUUCUCCGUGAUAAACCCCAGUCCCUAUUACGACCUGUGUCUGAAACAAUCCAACAAAAACGAGACGUGCACAUCGGCGACCGCCUACACCGAAAUGUGCUCCAUAGAAAAUCUGCCAGUCCGCACACCGACAAACUGUGUCAGGUGUCACGCUGUAAACAACACGGAAAUCACCGAGGGCGAUUUCUUGAAUAUCAACAGUAGCCACGUACCGUCGUCGGCCGACAUCGUGUUCAUCGUCGAGGCCAAGCGGUGCAACGAAAACUUUGCGGAGAAAAAGAACGUGCACACCCUGCUCACGAUGAUGGUCAAAGAGUUGCACGACGUUGGGAUGACGAACAACAAAUUUUCAGCCGUUUUCUUUGGUGGCAGCGGUUUAUUCGACGAGCCUCACAGCGUUGUUAUAAACGGUCAAGUGUUCGCAAGCCCAACCCUAUUCUUACAAUUUUUGAGCAACAUACAAAUCGGUGACGGAAAUUCAGACGUAUUCAACGCUAUUCGGUUCGCGUCAAAGUUACGUUUCAGGACGGCACAUUCGAUAAUAUUUAUACUGUUUCCGUGCUCCGACUGCGAUCCGUCCAACAUGAUGUUGGACUAUUCCGUUAUCAACCACAUAAUUACGGAGAAAAGUAUAAAGUUACACGUUUUAAUGGACAAGCCAUUCAUUCUUGAUAAGUCACGAGCAGGGAGCUCGUUAUUCGGUUAG
This is a messenger RNA of Macrosiphum euphorbiae (potato aphid), 1305 nucleotides long. Lineage: Eukaryota; Metazoa; Arthropoda; Insecta; Hemiptera; Aphididae. The record is from the annotation of a GenBank genome assembly.